AUGACCAGGCUCCGCGGGCCGUCCGUGAGCUCCCACGAGGGUUCGCGUCCUGGCAUCGCUAUCGACCGGUCACAGUGCCAUAGGUCUAAACUUCCGCAGGGUGCCCCAGAUAUUAUCUCUCGGAACACUGUUGAUGUUUCGGAUCCCGCGCAAGUCCUAUUGUGGUAUCGUGACGAACGGCGGCGGCAUUUCAAUAUCCUGGUUCGAAGGCGAGUAUAUGCGCACCCAUGGUCGGCCGCGUAUAAAAAUCAACUACUCUACGGAUGUCAAGCGCCCAAUUGCCAAACCCCAACAUGUGCUAGCUAUCGCAGGAGGGUGACAGAAGGACCCUAUCGCCGUUACACCGAUCUAAGCGCGCGGACCCUGGCUUGCUACCUAGCAAGCUUAGACAAUGCGGAAACGGGACUUUGUCGCAACCCUCCCCGUGUACACACCGAGCUGUCAUCUCAGGACACAGCGCGCCGGUCGAGACGUCGAAACCAUGCAUCCUCCGGUCAAAGCCCGAUUCGCGAUCGCCCCGUCUCGAUCACACCAUCAGAGAGAUCCAAGAGGAAUCGUUUACAGGGCACACCGACCGAUAGCGUGGGAGACGAAAAACCGGAGGUGCGAUACUUGGGAAAUGAUGUUCCGCUGAGUUCUUCACCAUUGCGCGGGUCGCCGGAGCCUAGCAACAGCCCGGUCCUACGCAUGAAAGACCCCAAGUCUUUCACUCAGAAUCUAUUUGAUACGCUGUCACUGCGAAUGAUCGAAUGGCUACCGCUACGACGCUCUCCCGGCUCUUUUGACCUUGACCAUGGACGCCCGCACUAUCGAGAAAACCCCCGGUCACCGAAUUCGGAUACUUGCCAGGCACACAUGGAUUCAGAUAAGGACCAACCUCAUUACAAACAGCGCCCGUAUCAAGUCAACGGUGGAAGCAACCCCCAUACACCUUCGUCGCGGAGCACGGGAGGACAAACAACUGCAGUGGAGUUGAAAUUACCGAAUCAGCAAUUCAAAAGAUUAUCCUUGACCGAGACUGACUUGCGGAGGUCGAACUCAAAAUCAAGCCUUGAUGAUAAAUCCUUGCCGGAUUUGAAACCAGCGCGGAAGCUUUCAGUGAGUGCGCACGCGAGUACCAGUGUUGAUGGAUUCGCCAAUGUUCCUUCGCCACCGGCGCUUAAGCAUCGCCCCCAGAAACAUCGUGGAAGAGCCGCUGACACAAACGUCACUCGUUCGCAUGAGAAAGCCAAGAAAGAGAGGCGUGUCUCUUGGGACGGGGCUAAGUUCUUGAAUGACGUUCAGUCCUCAAACACCCAGGAGACUUCCGGAUCCAAGGAUGAAAUCUCUCCUAAGUACCAACCAGCCUCUGACCGCCGCCGCCACCAUAGCCCACAAUUGGUGCAGGAAACAUCUGCUAUCCAAUCACUCAGUCAUCUCAACAGUGAGAUCAUCGACGGUUUACGACAGCUGCUGAUAAUUUCUGACGAGGAAGCUGAGAAAUGGAGGGAGGAGCUGGCUCUGAUGGAAGUCAGCGGCAGUUUCGAGGAUACGGAAUGGCGAAUUGCAACACCUCGGCAGCGCACAGUGUUCGCAUUCAUAACUCAGAGUGUUUUCUAUGCUCUUGGGAGUAGUCGACAGCUGUUACGCUCAUUUCGCGAUGAUUCGAGUCCCCUCAAUGGGAUCCUCGAGGGUUCCAAGCUCAACCUUCAGCAGCUGCAGCCGGCACUACGCAAACUGUUUUCCAUUUGCCCGAGGGAUAUCAUCUUCCACAGUCUCUGGAAUGCUUUGGAGGCACUAUUUGUUCCGCCCAGAGAGCUGUCGACGUCAGGAAGACUCUCCCGACGUUCGUCUUCCAAUUCCAACCCUGCCACAGCUGUCUCAGCUCCCAUAAUCAUUCGCCGUGCGUCUGAGACUGCCAGCCAGCAGUACGUUACUGAUGCCAAUGCAGCUGAUGUGACAGCGGUUGUCCUGUUUGCAUUGGCAAGUUCUGUGCCUGAACUAAAUCCUGCAACUUGGAGUGGUAUGAUUCGGAUGCGAUCCACUGGGAACGUGGCAAUGAGUGCGGUUAUGGAGAUGUUUGGAUUGGAUGACGCUCGGGUUGUAAUUGAAGCCACAGACGUGCUGGAACACGAGCUGGCUCUUCGAUUAAUUGAUCGAUUGGUACGUGCCCUUACCGCGAGGCUGGCUUUUCACGAGAUAUCAAAAACUCGCUCCGGGUAUACACCAGAAUCUUUGAAACGGAAGGGCAACGUUUUGGAUAACUUCAUCGAUACCCUCGGUCAGCAUCAUGAUCUUGUGAUCGGGUCAAAGAAUGACGAGCGCUCGAGCUUGCGCUCCCCUAGUACGCCCGCCAUAAUCACUGAGUGGUUACGUACUCUUUUCAUGAAGACCUGGGGUGGAGAUCCUGAAAUUUCCAGAAGCAGCUCCGAAGGGGGUGUCGUGCAGAUAUUAUCCGUGCUUCAUCGAGAGCGGAAUCGCCUGGGCCUCACGUCCGAGGACUUCCACACUCCUUUCCUCUCUGAACGCCUGGAUCCGCUUGAGAUGCCCGUUCAAUGGAUGGCACGAGUACCCAGUAAUAAGACACUACACCUGUUGUCUUUCUCCUUCCUAUUCCCCCCGUCGGCGCUGGUGACAUAUUUUCGUGCUCUCAACUACUCCGCAAUGUCGAAAUAUUACGAAGCCGCCAUGACAACCACGAGGCAUGUGACUCAGACUGCCUUUGGUGCUAUCGAUAUUCAGGAUGAUGUUGGCCUUCUUGCGAGGAUGAGAACCUCAAUGACCACCUAUCUUGUUCUUGUUAUCCGACGAGAUAACAUACUCACAGACGCUUUGAACCAGCUUUGGCGGCGUGAGAGACGUGAGCUUAUGCGGCCACUGAAAGUCCAAAUGGGUAUGGAUGAAGGGGAAGAAGGGCUCGAUCAUGGUGGCGUUCAGCAAGAAUUCUUCCGACUGCUAAUGGCGGAGGCUCUUGAUCCAUCCUAUGGCAUGUUCACGACGGAUAGCCGCACUCGUUGCUCAUGGUUUCAACCUUGCUCAUGGGAACCACUGUACAAGUUCGAACUUCUUGGGUUAUUGAUGUCACUUGCAGUUUACAACGGCCUAACGCUUCCCGUGAAUCUUCCUACGGCAUUUUAUCGAAAGCUACUGGGGCUGAAGGUAAAGCACCUGGACCAUAUUCGCGACGGAUGGCCGGAGCUUACCCGUGGCCUGGAAGAGCUACUACGCUGGAGUGAAGGCGAUGUCGGUGAUAUUUUCAUGAGAACGUAUGAAUUCGGUUUUGAGGCAUUCGGCCGCGUUGAGACUGUCGACAUGGAAAAGGUCGACAGAGAUGCACCCUGGCCGAUUCCGUUACCUCCGCAGUCUGGUCGUUCUGUGCGACAUUCUCCCUCUUGGUCUGAUGUCCGCCGCUAUACAGACCUGGCAUGCCUAAGCCCACCGUCUUCAAUGGCUGCCGAAACAGCUGACUCACAUGAUGGCGCUGCGAAGUCCGCCAUAAGCUUGCCUCCUUUGCCAUCGCCGACAUCGCCGGCCGAGGAAGCUUCUCUAGUGACCAACGAGAACCGUGUGCAAUUUGUCAAGGACUAUAUUUUCUGGCUGACCGACAAAUCUAUUCGUCCCCAAUUUGAGGCCUUUGCACACGGCUUCUAUACGUGCCUUGACCGGCCAUCUCUGUCUAUCUUCACCCCGGAAGCGUUGAAGACCGUGGUUGAGGGCAUCCAGGAGAUUGACAUGGCACAGCUGGAACGCCAUGCGCGGUACGAGGGCGGCUUCGGUGCGGGUCACCGAGUGAUACAGGACUUUUGGAGUAUCGCGCAUACAUUCAGCCCCGAGAAGAAGGCGCAGCUGCUGGAGUUUGUCACCGCCAGUGACCGGGUGCCUGUCAACGGGAUUUCGAGCAUCAUGUUUGUGAUCCAGAAGAACGGCGUAGGUGAUGCUCGUCUUCCGACCAGUUUGACCUGCUUUGGACGACUUCUGCUGCCAGAGUACUCCUCGAAGCCCGUCCUAGAAGAGAAGCUCAACAAGGCGUUAGAGAAUGCGCGGGGAUUCGGCGUUGCGUGA
Molecule: messenger RNA, 4041 nt
Organism: Aspergillus mulundensis
Lineage: Eukaryota; Fungi; Ascomycota; Eurotiomycetes; Eurotiales; Aspergillaceae
Product: HECT domain protein
Exons: 3
Coding region: 1-4041 (1346 amino acids)
Molecular function (GO): ubiquitin-protein transferase activity
Source: RefSeq, a predicted model, not a curated record